UGGGUCAUGUGAUACGUGGGUGAGGUGUCAUGUGAGUCCCCCCUGACUUGGAUUGGCUGCAUAUAUGAGCCAAGUGUUGCGUAGUCCCUAGUCAGUGCUGGUACUGGUAGUCUGUCAGAAGAAGCAAACGUACAGUGCUAUUCAGAUCAGUGCAAUUCAAACUACAAAGAUGCAGUACACAGUGAUGAUAAUGUGUGCCUUCGCAGCAACAGUGGCAGCCAUGCCCCAGUAUGUGGAGUGGUUUGAGAUGAAGCCAGCGAUGACUGUGUCAGAGGCUAGACUCUCGUUUGCUCCUUACACAGAAGAAUGGGACUCCUUCAAGAAACAACAUAACCGAAAUUAUGAGGAAGUGGAGGAGCCGGCACGCUUUGAAAUCUUCAAGCAGAAUCUUAAGUACAUUGAGCAGCACAACCAAAAGUACUCCCAAGGCCAAAAAUCCUACUACCUGGGAAUAAACCAGUUUGCUGAUAUGAAAAAUAAAGAAUUCCGGAUGUACAAUGGCCUUCGAAGGGACUACAAUCGUUCCCGUGCUGUAGAGUGUUCCAAGCAUCUGACCCCUGAAUACCUUGCUGUACCCUCCCAAGUUGACUGGAGGGACAAGGGGUAUGUGACCCCUGUCAAGAACCAGGGACAGUGUGGGUCUUGCUGGUCCUUCAGCACGACUGGUUCGCUGGAGGGUCAGCAUUACCGUGCAUCUCACAAGUUAGUCUCCUUGAGUGAGCAGCAGUUGGUCGACUGUUCUGGCAAGUUUGGUAAUGAGGGCUGCAAUGGGGGUCUCAUGGACCAGGCCUUUGAAUAUGUCAUCACCAAUGGAGGUAUUGAGUCAGAGAAUGAAUACCCUUAUGAUGCUAAGCAAGAGAGAUGCCACUUCAAGAAGUCUGAGAUUGCAGCUACUGCCAGUGGUUGUGUUGAUGUGGAGAGUGGAAGUGAGUCGGACCUGAAGAGCUCUGUUGCAGAAGUAGGACCAGUCUCUAUUGCCAUAGAUGCCAGUCACCAGUCAUUCCAGCUCUACAGUGGAGGCGUCUAUGAUGAACCUGAGUGCAGCAGCACAGAGCUAGAUCAUGGAGUGUUAGUUGCUGGUUAUGGCACUGAUGAUGGAAAGGACUACUGGCUGGUGAAAAACAGCUGGGGCACUACCUGGGGUGUGGAGGGAUAUGUAAAGAUGAGCCGCAAUCAAAACAACCAGUGCGGUGUUGCUACGCAAGCUAGCUAUCCACUGGUGUAAUCUCAGGAAACAACAACUCUGCUCCAGCCUUCUGUGAUCAUUCCAUCGGUGUAGCUGCAACCUGUAGCAUGUACAUACAUGUGUAAAUACUGUAGUAAAAGAUUCUGUCAGCAGUGUACUAUCAACAUGGCUGAGUUUUGUUUUCUUUGUGAUGAAAAUUUAAAAAAACAAAAAACAAUUAUCUUAAGAUGUGAAAAUAAUUGACCAAUUUAAUUAAUGUCAAGUUGCUCUGAAAAUCUUUAUAUGCAUGUUUCUAUUUUUUCGUGUACGUUUAAUGAUUUAUGUGAGUUCUAUAUUUGUCAGUGGGUAGUGAUUGGUACAUACAUACAUACAUACAUACAGGGGAAACCUAUUUACACAUGAAGCAUGUAGAUCUUGUCCAUCAACUUGGCUACUUUUAUCAUUUUAUUAUACAGUUUCAUUGAAAAUAUUUUAGAGUGAUUGUAAAAUUUAAAUGAGUUGUAUGUAAUGUUUUUAAUAAAGAUAUUUUGAUACUA
Haliotis rufescens (red abalone) is the source of this 1722-nucleotide messenger RNA. Its product is annotated as procathepsin L-like. The transcript is spliced from 9 exons. The coding region runs from base 170 to 1225 and encodes 351 amino acids. The record is from RefSeq and is a predicted model, not a curated record. Gene Ontology annotation, cellular component: lysosome. NCBI's taxonomy places the organism in Eukaryota, Metazoa, Mollusca, Gastropoda, Lepetellida, Haliotidae. Gene Ontology annotation, molecular function: cysteine-type endopeptidase activity. Gene Ontology annotation, biological process: immune response.